Messenger RNA from Fopius arisanus, 6510 nucleotides. RefSeq names its product Anion exchanger 2 (gene Ae2). NCBI's taxonomy places the organism in Eukaryota, Metazoa, Arthropoda, Insecta, Hymenoptera, Braconidae. The coding region runs from base 1305 to 5075 and encodes 1256 amino acids. Gene Ontology annotation, molecular function: monoatomic anion transmembrane transporter activity; solute:inorganic anion antiporter activity. The transcript is spliced from 7 exons. Gene Ontology annotation, cellular component: plasma membrane. Gene Ontology annotation, biological process: monoatomic anion transport; regulation of intracellular pH; transmembrane transport. The record is from RefSeq and is a predicted model, not a curated record.
AAUUUCUUCGUUAUGUAACACCGAUCAGAAGCCGUAGAUUAGAUUAAGAAACAUAUAACCCGAGAUCAUUGUCAAUCACCCCAAUGUCAUUAUCUCUCUAUCUCCACGCAAUAACAUUACCCCAUUACCAAAUUAAUUUUCAAAUUGCAAAAUUCCUAUUUCUUUAUUUUAUUUUAUCACCACAAAAAAUCGCUCUGCCCUGCUGCACCAUCUGGACUCCUAUAUUUAUUAAACAAUAUAGAAGAAUAACAAUAACAAUAGCAAUCGCAGAAUGACGUAAUUAUAAUUGUCAAUGAAUAAUUCGAGUUUUCAUUUUUUUUUUUUCUUGAAUUUUACUUCCUGGAGCUCGUGACGAGGCGUCGUGGAGAUUAAAUGAAAACGUGUCGGUUUUUGAGGUUCAAGGUCACUGCCACAGCUAGAUGGGCUAUUGUAUUCUAUAGAUAGGAUUGGGUCUAGGAGGGGGCGGUCGAUGUUGGGUGGAGUGGGUGGUAGCAACUUGUGGAAAAACCGCGCCGUCGCUCUCCGGACACCCAAGGAUGGUCGAUAAAUCCAUCAUAUGCACUCACUUACCUGAAAAUAAUUUGAAAAAUCAUUUAAACAACUUAAUGAUCACGCAGAAAUUCCAAUUAUCCAUUCAAUUAUCAUUCAGAUAAAAAGGAUAAUUGGAUUUUUCGCAACUCCUGAAAGUAUUUCCGAUAUUUUCGUGGGAUUUCAACGAGAAAUUCCUCCGGAAGGAACUGCGACGAAAUUCUCCCGGAUGAUUGAUCUCCGGAACUCCCCCAUUCAUCUUCCCCGAUAAAAAAUUAUCCCCGAGAGUUCUAAUUCCCCAGGACAAUGUACGAAAGGAUCGUCCCCCCAAAAACGCGGAUGGAAGAUUCGCAAUAAAUUAUAUCCUCCAGGAUGUAAAAAAAAAAUGUCCACGACGACCGAGACCUUUUCCAGGUAGAACCCCGAGCAAAUGUCACUUGUUGCUCCAGGUAUGCCCCAGGUAUGCAAGCUGCCCGCCCCCAGAAUAAUCGACAAAUCUAAAAUAUCACGGGAUAUAUCAUAAUGAUCCAGUGACUCCACACCCUAUCCCCCGACGAAGGGUUGCCGAUGAUUAUAAAAUAAUAAAUAACGUAUAAUCCGAGUGAGAGGGCUGUCCUGAUACCCUGGGGAGACUGUUGUCCACGUAUUAGAGUGAAUUUAAUCGUAAAGUUGCGUAUCGACCCGGUGGGUGGGCCCUCAGGGGGUGGUAACGCAGAGAGCACUUGUCAGCCUGCGCGAAACCGCUGUAUAUCCGCUUCAAUCGUGCCCGGGAUGCCAUGCCCGAGGCAAGUGCCAGCUCCUCCGGGAAGUCAUUCCUCCAGAAAGCGCGGGGAAAGGUUCUCCGUUGGCUGCGACGUUCACUCCUGACUGCACACCAGACCGACGGAAAUGGCGCGGAAACGGUGCCGGAGUUGGACGAGGAGAUGGAGAAGGUCUUCGCCAUGGACUCUGGUGAGAAAUUCGACGUAGCUAGAUUGGGAUCACCCUCGGAAUCAGCUGGAUCUGAUCGCGAUAGAGAUCGUGGACCACCUCCACGGUAUGGCGAUCAGGUGCUCAAUCAACACCGAAAACGAAGUUAUCCCCAUCCUCACAUGCCACUGAAGAGUUUACACUCGAGAUCAAUGAGAAGGCAUUUGUCAACUGAGGGUUCAACGGAUCAAGAGCCAGACGAGGACAGCGUAACAACGAGAAACGGUGACACAGCUCACAGUGACACCCUGGACGCGCCAUCAGCAGGUGAUGGGACAAUCUCCCCGGAUGACCAGGAGAAUACCCUGAGCAGUGAGUCCGAAGCGCCCUUAUCCGAGCGUGCAGCACUGGGAUACACUGAAUCGCCUCUCCCGGGUGCACCACGUGUUCAAUUCGAGAAAAUCCAGGAAGAGGAUGACCAGUCCCCUCAGAACGAAGAGGCCCUCACCGAGGAGGACCGAAAACGCCGGCACAAGCACGAGCACAAAAGGCAUCACCACAAGUCCCGGAAGUACUCCCUCCAAGAGGAUCCCCAAUGGAGGAAGAGAUCGGGCGCUGGUCUACCGGAUGUGGCUGGACCGAUGGGAAGACGAGUAUCGGUCCAGCCGGAGGAGGCAUCCACCCUCCAGGAGCUGGACAUCGACGACCUGGAGUCCCACCGGAGCGAUGAUCCCCGCGGUAUGCGUCGGCACAAGGCCGCGCACUCGACGGUGCAAAUUGGGAGGAAAAAAGAGGGCGGAAUACCCCACGAGACCUUCAAGAAGAUGUACGAUCACUCGCCCCACGAGGUAUUCGUCCAGCUCGAUGAACUCCACGGGGUGGGUGAGGAGAGGGAGUGGAGGGAGACUGCCAGGUGGAUAAAAUACGAGGAGGACGUCGAAGAGGGUGCAGACAGAUGGGGUAGACCUCACGUGGCAUCUCUCAGCUUUCACUCACUCCUCAAUCUUCGGCGAUGUCUUGAGACUGGAGUUGUCCUGCUGGACCUCGAGGAGAAGGACGUGCCUGGGCUGGCGUACAGGGUAGUCGAGCAGAUGGUCAUCGAGGAGCUCAUUCUCCCCGAGGAUCGACCUGUCGUCAUGAGGGCACUCUUGCUCAGACAUCGACAUGUUCAUGAGCACGAGAGGGGCUUCAGGUUCGGGGGGAAGAGGAAUUACGCAAGCUACACUUCCCUUCAGUCUAUCUGGCUGGAAGAGGAAGAUACUGCGCGGGAGAACACAGAAAACCAUAAUCUGCAGGACGCUAAACCGAAGAUCCUCUCGCCCCAGCUCCCAGACAAUCAUCACACGACCAUCGACAUGAAAGAAGAGAUGACGUACACAAGCAGCAGUAGUGAGGACCUGAAGAAAAAUCGUAACGAGUACAUCCUGAAGAGAAUACCAGCCGGUGCAGAAGCUACAGUUGUUCUCGUGGGUGCUGUUGAUUUUCUCGAUCAACCGACGAUAGCAUUCGUUCGACUCGCGGAGGGUGUUCUUCUCCCUACAAUAACAGAAGUGAAUAUCCCAGUGAGAUUUAUGUUCACCCUCUUGGGACCUCGCAACGCCGACCUGGACUACCACGAGAUUGGUCGAUCAAUUUCAACAUUGAUGGCAAAUACAUCCUUCCACAAGGUCGCUUACAAAGCAACAGAGCGUCGAGAGUUGCUCUCUGCAAUAAACGAGUUCCUGGAUGACUCGAUAGUCUUACCACCUGGGGACUGGGAGCGUCAGGCACUAUUGCCCUUUGACGAGUUGAAAUCCAAAAGCGAGGCGAUAAGAAAUCGAAAGGCCAAGGCACUGGCUAAAGCUGCCAAAGUGGAGAAAGCCAAUGAGUCAGCCCUGAAGAAAGCUCUGCUGGCUGGGGAGGAGGGAAAGCCUCCGGAUGACAGUGAUCCCCUGAGGAGGACUCGGCGGCCCUUUGGAGGUCUCGUCAACGACAUAAAACGACGAUAUCCAUUCUAUCUGUCAGAUUUCACGGAUGGACUGAAUUCUUCUUGUCUAGCUGCUGCCAUUUUCAUGUACUUCGCAGCCCUCUGCGCUGCCAUCACCUUCGGGGGUCUCAUCAGUGACAAAACUCACAAUAUCAUUGGAAUAUCAGAGACUCUCGUCUCCUGCUGCUGGACAGGAGUCAUCAUGGCGUUGUUUUCCACUCAACCCCUGGUGAUCAUUGGCACCACUGGACCACUUUUACUCUUCGACGAGAGUCUCUACAACUUUUGCAAUCAGAAUGCUCUCGAUUUCCUCACGAUGAGGGUCUACGUGGGGGGAUGGAUGGGAAUUAUUGCCCUGACGGUGGCCUGCGCCGAGGGAUCAGUUCUCGUGCGACUAUUCACGAGAUUCACUGAAGAAAUUUUCACGGGUUUGAUAUCUCUACUCUACAUCGUGGAGACAUUCGUCAAGCUCGUUAAUUAUUUCCAGAGAAAUCCAUUGCUCCAUGAGUACUGCUUUGCCUGCGAAAAUGACAACAGCACUUUUCUCAACUCAACGGGUCAGGGUGAGAUGAAUGAGACGUUGAAUUAUGAUUUCUGCUCAAAUGGCACCUUACCCAGGUACAACCCUUCUAUGAUACUCAUCAAUCAACCCAAUACUGCACUGAUGUGCACUAUUCUGUGCCUGGGGACGUUCCUGGGUGCUUAUUACCUGAGAAUAUUCAGAAACAGUCAUUACCUGGGUCGCAGUGCUCGGAGGGCCUUCGGGGACUUUGGUGUACCCCUCAGUAUAAUAACAUUCGUUCUGAUUGAUUUUUUGGCGGACGUCAAGACCGAGAAAUUGCUGGUCCCAGAGGGGUUGACCCCAUCGAUAAGAGGGAGGAGUUGGCUGGUAUCACCCACUGGUGGUGAGAAUGCAGUGCCUGUGUGGAUGGCAUUUGCCUGUGUGGUACCAGCGUUAUUAGUUUAUAUCCUUGUGUUCAUGGAGACUCAGAUAUCGGAGUUGAUAAUUGAUAAGAAGGAGAGAAAAUUGAGAAAGGGGUGCGGUUAUCACAUGGAUAUUGUUGUAGUGUGUCUGAUGAAUGUGGGAUGUGGACUGAUGGGUGCACCCUGGUGUUCAGCAGCCUCAGUGAGAUCACUGACCCACGUGUCAGCUGUUACAGUGAUGUCAAGGACUCAUGCACCUGGUGACAAGCCCCACAUCGUCGAGGUGAAGGAGCAGAGGGUAUCAGCACUUCUUGUUUCCAUUCUUGUUGGUGUAUCUGUCCUGAUGGCUCCACUACUGCGACGCGUACCCAUGGCUGUACUCCUCGGUGUCUUCCUUUACAUGGGAAUAUCAUCGACCAAUGGUGUACAAUUAUUCGAUCGUGUCAAACUCUUCUUCAUGCCAGUCAAGCAUCACGGUGGUGCCAAUUACGUUAGACGCGUACAAACGUACAAAAUGCACAUUUUCACACUUAUUCAGAUAUUCUGCUUGACCGUCCUGUGGAUUGUUAAGAGCACAACAGCUGCCCUGGCACUACCAUUCUUCCUUAUUCUCAUGAUACCACUCAGAGCUCAGAUGACUAGAUUCUUCACACCAGCUGAACUACGAGCACUCGAUACUAAAGAACCUGAUCAUGAGACUGUUGAGGAUGAGCCUGAUUUCUACGAGGAGGCCCCAUUACCUGGUUAGAACAGUUUGUGCCUUAUUCCAUCCCACCCCCUGACUAUUUUAUUCUUCCUAACAAUUAUUCCACUUUGCCACAUUGAUCAGUUGUGGAGAUUGUCGUUAAUCAUUGGCUCAAAAUUUGCAUUUUAAGGGUCGACUAAUUGAGGGACAAGUUUGAGGGGAAUUUUUAUCCCCUUGUUCACAUGAUUUUGUGAGUACUUAUGACAUUGUAGGUGGGCUUAUUUUUGUUAGGUGAAUAAUUGUCAAUUAAUAAUUUAUAGAGCGCGUAGUUGAGGAUUUUUUGGCGUUUAGGGGAGUAGUGGGGAGGGAUUCGAAUUUUUCUCGGUGUCGUGUGAUCUUGUGGCAUCAGCACUGAGAAAUAUUUGAGAUAUCAGUAGUGUAUAUAGAUAAUUACGAUUUUAACGUAGUGAUACACCGCUCAGUUUUACGUUUCACAGACAAGUUAUAUCGACAGAUUUAUUAGAUGAAUACAUUGAUCAUUGGUGCUAACAGUUAUUUAUUCCAUAUGAUUUAUCUUGGAACAUUUGAAAUUGUAACUCGUUGGGAGUUGAUGCUACCUCAGCAAUACCUGAUUGAUGAUUUUGGAGGGAUUUUUAAUCCGUUGGAUCAAGGGAUGUGUACGAUUAGUGGUGCUGUUUGCCAAGGUUUAAGGUGUAAUGUACUUAUGAGUAGAAAAUACUAUCGAACAAAUGGUGCGACAAGUGAAUGAUAAUUCAAGGCUUGUAAACCUCCUCGAAAUAACUUGUGAGAUCCCUAUUUUUCAUGAUAAGAUACAAUCAAAAAAUGCAAGGGUUUCGAGUUGGACAAUAAGACGAAUGCCAUAAGAGUUUAUUAUAUUUGAAAAAUGUACCUGAAUGGUUGAUUAUAUGAUUAUGGAGCUAAGCACAAAGUGUUGAAUCUGAAUCGACAGAAAUAUCCCAUCCGUAUUUUCAAUUUUAUUUAAUCAAAAAUUACAGAAAUAAAAACAGUUUGGUGACAUUUUCAAUUGCGAGGGUAUUAGAGAGAGAUAAAUAUAUUUUGUAACGUGUUGGGUGAAUAGGUUUACACGUGUUGAAUUCAGAGUUGUCGGUAUGAUAAUGUAAUUCCAGAUAUUUCGAGAGAACAGUCGAGCUUUAACACGAAAAUAAAAACAGAACGAGAGAUAUAUUGUAUUUUUGAUUGAUCUUGAGAGACAAUCUUGAGAGAUUGAAUUUAGCCCCAUAGUUACGUUAUUGUGAUAGACUCAUAGACUAUUGGUAAUAUGUAAUUAAAUAUCGAGGAAAAUUAAAACAUUUGAAUAAUUCGAUUCUAUCGACACGUUAUCACGUACACUAUUGCCACUGCAGAUGAUAUAAUAGAUAAUAAUUCAGAGAUUCGUUAAUAUAGUAUUAUGUAAAUAAUCGAGUUAACGUACAGUAUUACGAGUAAUGAAUAAAUCAUAUUUUAAUUUUGUCCUCUA